Tilletiaria anomala UBC 951 is the source of this 20625-nucleotide messenger RNA. Its product is annotated as acetyl-CoA synthetase-like protein. The record is from RefSeq and is a predicted model, not a curated record. Gene Ontology annotation, biological process: amino acid activation for nonribosomal peptide biosynthetic process; secondary metabolite biosynthetic process. Lineage: Eukaryota; Fungi; Basidiomycota; Exobasidiomycetes; Georgefischeriales; Tilletiariaceae. Gene Ontology annotation, cellular component: cytoplasm. The coding region runs from base 1 to 20520 and encodes 6839 amino acids. Gene Ontology annotation, molecular function: phosphopantetheine binding; catalytic activity. The transcript has 4 exons.
AUGGCAACCCCUGCUCCGUCUCUCGGGCACUUGGUGCACGAUACCACGAUCCAGGUCGCCCGCCUCGCCGCAUUCCUCUGGUGCCAGGUCAACGCCGUUGCCGAAGUCGCGAUCUGCAUCUGCAUGGAACAGCGACCCGAGUCCGCCGCCGAGCCACCUCAGCCUCACAUCUGCAGCUACCACAAUCCAGUCUCUGGUACAAUGGGCGCUCUCUCUCUUACCACUUGCGAGACCCACGUCGACUUCAAUCUCGUCGUGAGCGCACCGGCUGAGAACCAGGGCCUUGAUCGCCCAACCCACCCACCAUGCAAGGCGCCCACCAUCUAUGUGGCGCAGCCACAUGGGCAGCAUGGCGGCGCGCUCGCAUUUGCUGCCGAAGUGCUCAGGGGCCUGGACGGCGGUGUGUGCGCGGCAGUCGCGACCAUGCUCAACCACGCCUUGGCUUGGCCCGAGCUGGGUGCGGUGUACCACACUGGCUCGACAGUGCCGCUUGUCCAGCAUCUUGCCGACAUCCUUGGUACAUCGGUGUUUGCGCCGCCGAGCCGAGCCGAACACCGAUUUUCGGCGCACACCGGCGGGGACUUCUGGCACGUGUUCUGUCGCAACGUCGAGCGGCACUCGUGCAAGAUUGCAAUCCAGGAGGGCGACGAGACCUUUCUCACUUACAAAGACCUGUGGCAACUCGCCUGUAACACCGCCGUGCGCAUUGGUGUUAAGCGCGACGAGUCGCACGCCGAAGUACCAGUGGUUGCCAUCCUGGCAGAGCGCUCCAUCGAGGCCAUCGCGGGCCAGCUUGCAGCCAUGGCUGCUGGGGUCGCGUUCGUAUACCUUUCCCCCCAGCUUCCGCUCCCCCGUCUGCAGAGAAUCGUCGAUGAUUGCGCGCCUCUGUUACUCAUUCACACCGACGCCGAGGCCGCCAUCGCCCGUCAGCUGUCCCUGCCCUUGGACACAUGUCUCCCCUCAUCGCUGGCCUUUGCGCCGCCCUCGCCGCAAGGCCUCAAGUCGCUGUCAAUGCUAUCAUACAGCCCUCAGGAACCCGCCUAUCUGGUCUACACGAGCGGCACCACCUCGGUGCCCAAAGGUGUUAUCAUUCCUCGCAGUGCCCUCGCCUCAUAUCUGAAGGCCUCGCUCGGUCUUUGGGGACAGCGCUGGUACGAUCGCCGCCUCGCUGUAGCAAGCCUCUUGUUCGACGUGUCCAUCUGCGACGUAUUUGGCAGCCUGGCAUGCGCCAGCUGCAUCGUGCUACGCCCACAGGCUCGCCUCCUUGACGGCCUCGGCCGCCAGCUGCUCUCGGAUAGGAUCUCGUUCGUGCAGCUCACGCCGACGGUCGCCAGUCUUGUCAGCAAUCCCAGCAGCCUUGCAAAUGUCCGCACCAUCAUCCUAUCCGGCGAGCCCGUCCCUCCACGUCUUGCAUCGUGGUUCGUCCAGCAGGGGAUUGACGGCGUCUGGAACGGCUACGGUCCUUCCGAGGCGACGGUAGUCACACUUGCGCAUCGCUUUGCGUCCAACACUCAACUCGGCUUCUCUCCCAUCGGUCUGCCUUUGGGCGACACAAGGGCCGUCAUCCUGGCGCCCGACACUGGUGAGGUGGUGCCGCGCGGCUUUGCCGGCCACCUUUGCCUUCUUGGCCCUCAGUUGGCGUUGGGCUAUCUAAAGCGCCCCGAGCUGACCGGCGAGGCGUUUGUCGCCGAGGGAAGAGACAGGUACUAUUACACGGGCGACCUCGCCCGCUUUCGCAGGGAGUCGGACUCGAUCGAAUGCAUGGGUCGCCUGGACCGCCAGGUCAAGCUCAAUGGCCUUCGCAUCCAGGUCGAGGAGAUCGAAGCCUCGGCCAGAGAGGUGGUCGAGGCGUGUGCAGUCCUUGUUGUUGGGGUCGCACCGGCCAAGCUCGCGUGCUUCUAUCUGCUACCCAAAGGCGAGUCCAAGAAACAGACAGAAGGUCUCUUACGCGCGCACCUCGAGCGAGACUUACCCGCCUACAUGGUUCCUACCGUUCUCAUGGCUCUGGAGGACUGGUCUAUUGCCUUGACUCCUACUGGCAAAGUUGACGGCAACUCGCUCUGCCGCAUCUGGCAGGCCUCGGUCUCGGCCCCGUUUGCGCAAAGCAACGACGACGGUAAAGAUCCCCAAUCUGGCGCGCCUCUGGAUACCGCCGAGGAGGAGGCCAUUGCAAACGCAUGGGCGCAGGUAUUGCCACCCCUCAGCGGUGACUGCUACAAUGCGCGCCUCGACAAACACAGCAACAUCUUUCAGGCCGGUGCCGACUCGAUUGGUCUCAUCCGCUUGUCGAAUGUGCUGGCUCAGCUUGGCUGGUCCCUUGGCUCCGCCGAGAUGCUCGAAACCGACGGAUCGAUCCAGGAAAUGGCCUCUCGGCUGCGCAUGGGCAGCGCCACCAACCAAUCUCGAGCCGGCGCGGAAGAGCUCCAAGCAGCAUACCAGCCUUGGUCUUUGGCACCAGGAGGCGGCACCACCACCACCAUCAACGACCAGGAGCGCUUUACGGAUGCAUUCCCUCUCCAGCUGUCGCAGCUGGCGAUGCUUGCGGCCUCACUGCGGCAUGAGGGUCCAGACGCUCCAUAUUCUGCGAGCUACUGCCUGUCGCUACCCAGCGGCAUAGAUCUCGACCAGGUCGAGGCAGCGUGUACUGCGCUUGUGGGGCGGCAUCCGUCUCUCCGCACUGUGUUCUUCAGCUCCGGCGAGGGUCUCUACCAAGCGGUCCUCAAACCAGGCCAGAGCCGCAUACGCUUCACGCAGUCAAACGACGACUUGGAUGUCAGCACGCCAGCGAGCCUCUGGAUGCAUAUCCACCAUGCGAUCUUCGAUGGCUGGUCUCUUAACAUUAUUCUCGACGAUCUCGAGGCGCUUUUGCAGGGGCCUCGACUUCCGGCGGACCAAGCGCUGUUGUCCGGAUCUGAGUUCCCUGCAUUUGUCGACCAUAGCAAAAGGCUAAGGACGGAACGAGCCAAAGAGUCGCUCGACUUCUGGCGCAAGAUGCUCGCACCACUUGAAGGCCUUCUGUGGCCGCCGCACCAGCGAUCCGAUGGAUCGCGUCCGAGGACGGACGCUCUUGUGCAAGCGAGAUUGAAGUCGCCGCGGCUCGCCGCGGGCGCUCGCCGCGUGCAUCCUCGAGCCACGCCGGCUAUCUUGGUGAGCGUUGCGCUUGCCAUAGCGUUGAAGUACCACGCCCAUGCCAAGGCUGCCGUCUUUUGGGCGGUCAGCUCUGGUCGCACCGAGUCUCCGUACGCACACCGCGCCUCGGGCUGCUACGUUGCAACCUUACCUGUCAAGGUCGACUUGACCGGCAAUGCGACGCUGCACGAUAUAUUGGCCCAGGUCGCCGCGCAGCAGAUCGAGGCUCUUCGCCACGAGCAGAGCCAACUUGACACCCAGCUUCGACCCGAUCCUCAGUGUCUUUUGACGUUCCAGAACUUCCCCGCUCGACAAACUCCGGCGCCUCAGCUACAGAUUCGCUCCCAGGACAUGGCCCGCGACUAUACCCUCUGUCUGGAUGCCUUCCCUUGCCCCGAGAAUGGCAUGAUCAAAUUUGACCUGCACUUUGACACAACGUUGGUCACUGAGUCAGAGGCUGUGACGUUCCUUGAGCACGUCAUUUAUUUCCUUGAUGCGCUAUGCGAGUCAUCGCCCGGAGAUACGCUCUCGUCCGUUGCUGGUGCUCUGGCAAGGGAAGAAGGGGUCAACUUCAGCGCUUUGCACUCUUAUCGGGACAAUGCCGGUGCGGCACCGGCAGGUGAUACGCAGGGGCUCUCCAGCUUCUGCUCGAUCGUCGAUGCAUUGCUGGCAGCCGCAACGCGCGUUCCUCGCAAGAUUGCGCUGUCGUUUGAAGACAGAGUGUUUCUCGAGUACCGGGAACUGGAGCAGCGCACUUCUGCCGUGGCUCUCGGUCUGGCCAAGCUCGGAGUCGGCCGAGGAGACACGGUCCUCGUGCGAAUGGAUCGGGGCAUCGACCAGAUUGUUGCAAUCUACGGAGUCAUCCGCUGCGGCGCGGCCAUGGUGCCUCUGGACCCUGCCUUUUCUCAGGAGAGGCAGGAGUUCCUAGCCCGCGACUCUGGCGCCCGUAUCGUGUUAGUGGAGUCCAAAGAUGUCGAGCAAGCGCCCGAGCUAAGCGACGCAACGGUAAAACAGUUGUCUGAGGUCGAGACCGCCACAACAGUGCCCGGAGUUCUUGAUUCAAGACGCUUGGAGAUGAUCCAACCCAACGACGUGGCAUAUCGUCUCUACACAAGUGGUACCACAGGCCAGCCAAAGGCCGUUGAGAUCCCACACUCGGCGCUGAUGAGCUUUGUCGAAGCGACGUCGCUCUAUCGCCAGAUGUGGACCUCGCGCCGCCUUGCUGUGGCCGCUUUCACGUUUGAUGUGAGCGUUCAUGACUGGGCUGCGACGCUCAGUCUCGGCGCCACCUUGUGCAUCUCGUCCUCGGACCGGCUCUUUGGCGAUAUCACACACACGCUCAACACGCUCCGGGUCAGCUCAGCACAGAUGACGCCGACCGUUGCCUCGCUGAUCGAUGCAGAACGCCUACAGCAUCUCGACACCCUCAUCCUCUCUGGAGAACCUUUGAGCGCGGCGCUACGCAAUAAGUUUGUUGGCAAGCUCAACUUCUUCAACAGCUACGGACCAACGGAGACAACGGUUGACGUCUGCUCGCAUCGCUUUGAGCCUUCGGACGUCGACGUACCUUUUGUGCCUAUUGGACGCCCCAUGGGGUUCAACGAGCUGCUGGUCGUCGAUCCCGACACGCUACAACCAAUGCCCCUUCUCUGUCCGGGCGAGCUUCUGAUCGGCGGACCUCAGGUUGGCCUGGGCUACGCAAACCGCAGCGAGCUCACGAAGAAGCAUUUCGUUCUGCAUGCAGCCUGGCCUGGUGCCUCGGCUAAACGCCUAUACCGCACCGGCGACCUCUGUCGGCUUCACCUCAACGGUCUCAUGCAGCACAUGGGACGCAUCGACUCGCAGGUUAAGCUACAAGGCAGGCGCAUCGAAGUCGAAGAGAUCGAGAGUGUCAUCACCGCAGCUCUCGACACGCACCAGCAGCAGCAGCAUGAGCUGCGUCGUCCACAGGUGUGCGUUAGCAUUGUCGACAAGGGCGGCAGCCAAUCUCUGGCUGCGUGGAUCUCAUACUCGACGGCGGCGAAAGGGCCCGUCGAGGGUGGGGCCACCAUCACCUGGCUACCACAGGCCGAAGCCGAGCGGGUGUUGGAGCAUUGCCGCCGCACUUUGCCCCGCUACAUGGUGCCCAGGGAUCUGUACCUUGUGCAAGACAUGCCCGUCACCGCCUCCGGCAAGGUCGACCGCAGGGGCCUCGCACGCUCCACCCGGCUGGACCUCUCUUCGCCGCCCAGAGACGCAGACAAAUCAGUAUCUGAAGCCAAUACACACGCAGCUCAGCGUGGUAUUACCCGGUCGGCGCGCCGCAAGCCCUCCUCUCGCUUCGCCGGACUGCUCUGCCAAGCUUACACUAGUGUCUUUGACCGCUGGAUCAACGACGAAAACGCCGACUUUUCCGAGCUUGGGGGCGACUCAAUCAGCGUCAUCCGGAUUCUAGCCAGCCUGCGCUCGCUCCUUGCCAAAGGAGAGGAGCUUGAGCUUCGGCCAAGCCACUUCUUUCAGUUGCGCACGAUCGGCGACCUGGCCGCAUUCUGGAACCAGCAGACUACCAGACAAGCUGGUGGAAGCGGUGCCGAUGACAUCUGCGAACGCCGUGCCAGUAGCAGCGACGGCAACGCGAGCAAUAGCACGCCAAGCGUCUCGACAGAAGAGGUAAAAUCUGCAGCGCACGUGGCAUCGCUGAGACCCGAAGACAUCGAGGAGGCGUAUCCUGCGGUCCGCCUCCAAGAAGGUCUUGUGUCGUUAUCGCUCCAGGAUCCCUCACUCUACUUUGCCACAUUCCGAUGGAAGUUGUCGCCGGGCAUCAACCCAGACCGAGUGCUUCAGGCGUGGACCACAGUUGUGUCCCGCCGACCGAUGCUGCGCACCGUGUUCGUCCCCUCUGACCAUGGCCGCAUCCUGCAGCUGGUGCUCAAGGCUUCGGCCUCGGCCUCGUCCACUGCCCCGCACCCCACCUCCUUCAAUUGGGGUGUAGUCCCCCUCAUGGCGACCAUCGAACGUGGAGAGAGCACCUCACCGUCGCUGUCCCCCUCGCCGUCGUUUAGACUCGAUAUACAUCAUGCGCUCUACGAUGGCUGGACACUAAAACUGCUCCUGGCGGAUCUAUGCAGCGCCUACUACAACGAACUGUUGCCUGAGCGACCCAGCUUUGCCUCGGUUCAGGCGAUCGAGGAGGCGAGCGACAUGACCAAACAUAUGGCCUUCUGGGCACGCGAGCUCGAGGGCAGCCCCGUGCCCAACUGGCCGUGCAGGCCCCACGCGCGCCUCAAGGCAGAUCACCGGGCUACAGUCCACGUGGAUGUCGCCCGGCUUGACCAGCUCGUGUCACAGGCUAGAUUGAGUGCCGCCACCGUCGUGGAGACAGCGCUUGCUCUGGUAAUGGCACGCUAUGCCGAUGCGCAGGAUGUCAUCUUUGACGUGGUCAGCAGCGGCCGAUCGGGCGCUCGAAGCGUCGUGGCCAACAUCGACCAGAUCCUGGGACCGUGCGUUGUCACGUAUCCGCUCCGUGUGCGCCUCGACAGGUAUGCAAGCAUUUCCGACCUCGUCCGAGGGCUGUUGCAGCACCAGUCGGACGAGCUUGUUCAUCACGAAGCUGCCGGUCUGACCAAUAUUGUCAAAGCAGCUAAGCUGCCAGCCGCGCAGCAGAUCUCGUCUACGCUUCUCACGCUGUCAGCCGAAAACGGCUCCAGAAGCAAGCAGCAGCCGCUCUUUGAGGGCGCAGUCACGUCCUCAAUGCGGCGCAACUAUGCCGUCUGUCUUGAUGUCGACGUCGGCCCGGACGGGAUCGAUUUUGACGUACACUUUGAUCCCGCCACCAUCGUCAGGCAGGAUGCGUGCCAACUGGCUGCACACGUCGGCCAUGCCGUCUAUGCCAUCCUCACGUCGGGCGAUACCUCACUGGACACCUUCCGUUUGUUUGGACCCGCGGACCAGCAGAUCGUCUCAGAUAUGGAGCGCGACACCCAGCAAAGAUCGAACCAGCUGCAGCGCGAGCCACUGCUGCUGGCACACCAGUACCUCGAGGCUCACGCCCGCACGAGCCCCUCCAAGAUCGCCCUCCAAUACCAGGAUCGUUUUAUAACAUAUGCCGAGUUCGAACAACGCGCAUCAAUGCGUGCCAAGAGCAUCCGUGUCCGACUAGUCGAGGCUAGCGGUAGCGGAAAGCAGCGGCUUCCGCUGGUACCCAUCAUCGCUGACAAGGACGAUGACUUUGUCAUCAACGCCUUUGCCGUUCUCAAAGCCGGGGGCGCAUACGUUCCCAUCAGUCCGUACUGGCCUUCGGGUCGGCGUAACGAGGUACUUCGACGCACCGCUGCAGCCUUUGCCAUCACCAAGGCGGACCUGGUCGAACAACUGCGCCGAGAGACGAAAGGACAAUGCGAGCCCCUGACAGCAGAGUGUCUAGAGCAGCAGCAGCAACAGCAGCAUCAACCGUCGCUACAAUCGAACGGGGAUAUCAGCCUGCCGUUCACGGCGCCUGACAAUGCAUCGGAUCGCGUCGACUUCUACGGGCCUGACGAGGCGCGGCUGGCCUAUCUGCUCUUCACCUCUGGCACGACGGGCACUCCCAAGGGUGUUCAAGUCACGGCAAACAAUCUGGCGGCAUUCCUUCGAGGCGCUAGUCACCGCUACCAGCCGUACACAAGUGCCUGGACCCGGCGAGGCUCGUUCGCCGCCCAGACGUUUGACGUGUCGUGCCACGACAUCUUUGGGGCCGUCGCGGCGGGCUCCAGCCUCUGCAUGGCUCCGUCGCUCGAGAUGCAGCUCGACCUCCAGCACACACUCGAGGAGCUGCGUGUGAGCCUGAUCCAGCUCACGCCGUCGGUGGCCCAAAUCCUUGACUAUACAGGCCUACCACACCUCCAGGCACUCAUCACAAGCGGCGAGGCACUGCCCGCCAGCCUCGUCGUCGGCGUGACGCAGCACGUGCCCCUCUUCAACAGUAACGGCCCGACCGAGGCCACAGUCGACUACAGCAGCCGCCUCUACAGCGCUUUGCCAUCCACACCCAACGAGGCAGUGGGGGAGUAUCAAGAGCCGUGGGUCUCGGUGGGAACGCCCAUAGGGUUCUCACGAUUCUAUGUUCUCGACUCCCAGCAACGCCUCUGUGCCACAGGUGAACCCGGAGAGGUCGUAGUGGCCGGUCCACAGGUGGCGGCUGGCUACCUCGACAUGUCAGGCGAGACGGCCAAGGCGUUCUAUAGGCAUCCGCAGCUCGGAGACAUCUAUGCCACCGGUGACCGAGGCAUCCUGCAUGCCAACGGCGAACUGCAGCUUCUGGGACGUCGGGACGGACAGGUGAAGAUCCGGGGACUGCGAAUCGAGCUUGGCGAGAUUGCCGCAGUCCUUGAACGCGCCACUCUUGUGGCUGCUGCAGCCGUAUACCUUGACCCAGACAAUGCGGAGCAAAUUGCGGCGUUCAUUGCCACCAAGCACAGUGUCGGCGAUCUGUCCAGUGACCAGGUUGCCGCCAGGGUGCGUGUUGAGGCGGCGCGGUCGCUUGCGCCGUAUAUGAUGCCGGCCAGCAUCACAGUUGUGGGCACUGAGCUUCCCAUUACUUCCUCGGGCAAGGUCGAUAAGAGCGCGCUCUUUGAUGGCGAGCGCCGCACCCGCACCCAGCACCGAAACCGCCCGGCCAUCGCCGUCCAAGAGCGUGCCAAUCUUGAGGCCUCGGUCUCUGCCGCCCAACCCACUUCCUCUGUCGCUCCCACGGAGAAAGCACUCGAGGCCCAAACCGAUCAUACGACGCUGACGCCCGUACAGCAGGCGGUACGCAGCGCGUGGGCCAGUGUGCUCCAAGUGUCGGAACGAGUUCUCGACCUACACACGACGUGGUCUGCUGCGGGCGGCGACUCGAUCCAAAUGAUCCGUCUCUUUUCAGCGUGCCGCCGUGCCGGUAUCUCUCUCUUGCCAGGCUCAGGAACAACGAUAUUUGAGCAGGCGCUGACGGCCAAAGUCGGAAAGGAACUUCUCAGUGGCUCUGCAGCCGCGCCUGGCUCUGGAGAGAGCGACACCGUCCGCAACGUGGUCCUCUCUCCGAUCCAGCGCCACUUUUUCGCCAAGACUGGGCCGAUCGACCAUUACAACCAGUCAAUGCUCCUGCAGCUGCACUCGAGCGUGGAUUCGCUGCACCUAGCCAAGAGUCUAGAUACCUUGGUGCGUCGUCAUGCCCAGCUGCGAGCCAGUUUCACCCGCACCAAGCGAGGCCGGGUGAUGCAGCACCUGCUUCCACCAGCGCAGGCGUUGGGCUGGCCCGUCAACACGGUCGGAGACCGAGAGAUCGAGGACAUCGACGAGAUCAACCGUCUUCUGCAGCAACAGAGCGCCUCCCUCAAGGUGUUUGCCGAGCCACCGCAGCAUGCAAGCUCGCUUCUGGCCGCGCUUGUCUUUACUUUCCAAGGCCGGCGUCACGCCUUCCUUACCGCGCACCACCUUGUCGUUGACCUGGUUUCGUGGAACGUUCUCCUCGAUGCGCUUAUGGAAAUGCUAGCUGCCAGCGACAAUGGUAUCAGCAAGCGCGUCGCCGAGCAGAAGAAAGAGAAAGAGGCCAAUUUUGCUGCUUUUUCCGCUGCAAUGUUCAAGGAGAUUAGGAGCGUCGUACUGCAGGGUGACGGACCUCGCUUCACGCAAGUCAUCCCGGAGCAGCAGCAAGCGCAUGGCGAUGGCCAUCCUAUCAGUGUCGGCGAGUGGGAGACGUCAGUCUUCAGCAUCGGUCCACUCAGUCAGUCAUGCAUUCGUCGCCGCCACCUCGAGACGCUCGACAUCAUGCUGGCGGCGCUUGCCUUGGCCAUCCGCGAAACCAGGGGCGAGCACACGCCGGUGAUUGCGCUCGAGGGACAUGGCCGCGACGUUCUUCCACCCUCAUCCCAGGUCGAGCUCGACGCAGCGGUCGGCUGGUUUACCAACAUCUCUCCUCUAUCGCUCCCCACCUCAGACUCGUCGAUCGAAGCUACCCUCCGAGGGAUCCGCGACGCGAGACUCGCAGGCCUCGAACCUCUACUUGGCGCCGCCGAGCUCGGGGCGCUUGCACCUGCAUCACAACAUGCACCUCGCUGGCCGCUUCUCUUCAAUCUGCACAGCAAAAGCGCAAGCAGCCCCACGCACGACGGUCCCUUUGAGCUCAUGAGCACAGGAGCGUGCUCUGCCCGGGGCUUCCAGUGGACCGAUGUAGGGUAUCAAGCAGUGAGGGACGCGGCUCUGGCCAUCGACGUCGAGCCGGAUGUCCUAAACCCAGCCUCCUUCAUCGUCGAGAUGCAUCACCGAUCCCACGCCAGUGACUCAGUCCAGUGUCUUGGUCUCGCACUGCAGACGGCCGUCAUCGCCAUUGAUCGCCACAACCGUGAGGCCGUUUCCAAGCCCUUGACCUGCAUUCCGGAUCUCUGCCGCAGCGAUCUUUUUCCGCAUCUCAUGCUGAACCGCGAGCAGUUUAAUCGACUGACAAAAGACACGCUUCUCCAGGCAGGCAUCAGGCUCGAUCAGGUCGCUGAUCUCGUCCGCGCUCUGCCAACGCAGCAGGCGCUGGUGUGGGAGACGCAGAGGGCGCCAGGUGCCUACAUCACUUCGCGCACGUUCAAUUUCGCAGAAGGCGACGCGCCCAACGCGGUAUGGCGCUUGCAGUCGGCUGUCGAGAGGCUCGUCGACGCCCACCCGAUCCUGCUCCGCAGCCGCUUCGUUCUCGAUCGCGACCUGGGGCUGCUCAUUGCCGUCCUGCGAGCUGGGUGCGCUCCGACUGUAUGGUUUGACCGCAUGGAUGACGACGACAGCAGCGACGAGGCUCUCCAGCACGUCGGAGAUCCCUUUCUGCAGCCGUUUGGCGUCGUGCUGCGUCGCCACGGGCCUCAGCGGCAGGUAGUUGCCGAGGUCCGCAUCCACCACGCCCUCGUCGAUGCAUGGACAAUGCACAUCCUCGUCCAGGACCUUGGCGCGCUUUUGGUCGAUCCCUGCGCCGAGCCCAAUCGAGGUCGCUUGCAGUUCAAAACCUACCUACUCCAGAUGGCCACAAAGGACCGCACGGUCUCGCGCUCUUUCUGGACUCGGCUGCUGCAAGACCUCAAGGCCGUCUCCUCCACGCCUGCAUUUGCAGAACGCCGUAGAGCCUUGAAAGAUUCGCGCCCGCUUGCUGCUAGAAUGGCGCGUGUGCGCCAGCAGUUCUGCAUACCGCGCGACCAGCUCGAAGACACCGGCGUCUCGGAGUCAACCAUAUUCUUGCUCGCAUGGGGAGUGGUGCUUGCCGCGCACUCGCGCCAACGCAGCGUCGUCACCGGUCUCAUCCUGAGCGGCCGAGACGGCGCCAUCCCUGGCAUCGACAACAUGGCUGGCCCUACCAUCACGACGCUGCCGCUGCCCAUCUCUCUCCGCGCUGACUGGGACCUGCAGAGCCAGCUACUUCAGCUUGAGCGUGCCGUUGCGCUUGUAUCACAGCACGCCGACGUCGGUCUCGCUGAGGUUGCCAGCUGGGCAGGGUGGCCGGCAGAUGCACUGACCAGCUUUGCUACCUUCCGCAACCUCCCAGGUGACGACGGCCGGACUGCCAGCGACUCGCUCGUGGAGCUUGAGGAGCUGGCCGAGGACAACGAGCAGGUCCCCGUCUCGGUGGCUGCAGGCGCUGGCACAGAGAGGCACUGGCUGGAGCUCAACUACAACUCGACUAUGUUUGACGCGCAGGAGGCUAAAGCACUGGCCAACGACACCUGCUCCAUCUGGAAAAAGCUCCUGACCAAAGGCGGCCAUAAGGACGUUGAUGCGCUCAUUGGUUUCGUCCAGCCAGUGCCACGCGCACCGGCGGCUGUUGCAGAUCUGCACAGGCAAUUCGACGGCAUCGGCAGCCAAUCCCCGGUCUCUGCUGCGGCGGGGACUGAGCCUAAGCCAGAGUUCAAGCUCUCCACAGAGCUUGGUGCGCAAUUGGAGCAGAAAUCAGCAACCACGGGCCUGAGGGAGCAGCUUGAGCGCAUAUGGUGCGAUGUACUUGCGAUUCCGGAACAGCGUUGUCCACACGACGUUCCUUUCUCCGAACUCGGAGGCAGCUCGCUCGCUUCGAUGCGUCUGAUUUCUGCUAUGCGUAACGCUGGCAUUAAGGCCAAUGUGUCGGAUCUCCUCCAGGCUAACACCAUCUCGUGCCUGGCCACUAGGCUGCUCGGCAAAGCGCGCCAGCAAGACAAUGCAACACACGCUUCAACGAGUAAGAUCAAACCGGGAUUCACAGUGGUGUCGCGACAGGCUGAGGCAGACACUGCUGUGCUCGACUCCGCUUCCUGUCAAGAACCGGCUUCAGCGGCAGAAGACUCGCCGCCUGCUGACGCUGAGGCGUUCUCCACGUUCGAAUGCACACCCGUCCAGCUGGCAGUUCUCAGUGCCGCGUCCGUUCACGACGAUACUAUCCAAACAAUAACAGAUGACAGCGACAGUGCCUCACCACUGCGCUCAACGCCGUACUGUGCCGAACUCACCUUCAGUGUCAGGAGCGACAUCGACCCUGUGCGGCUGAAGAGGGCCUUCCAUUGCCUGGUUGACAGCCACGACAUCCUUCGGACGGCCUUUGUUGCCAGCGAAGGCGACAAAGAGGGGGGGGCAAGCUUUCGAGCGAUUUGCUACCCGCCUGGAUCGCCUCGAAUUCCCAGUCUUGAGCUCGACACCACAACUUCGGCCCACCAGGAUCCUCUACCCACGGCCACCGGCACGGUGGCCUGGAAGGCCGCGCUACAAGGAAGAAAGCUGGUGUGGCAUAUCUCACAUGCCCUCUACGACGGUGCGACCCUCGACAUCUUCCUACGAGACCUUGACAUUCUCUACACGCAGCUCGGCCUGCCUCAUGCCGUCGGCGUCGCGGACCUCGGUGUGUCUAGACACAGCUAUGCCAAGUUCGCCAAGGUUGCCAACCGGUGGGCCGACGACCAGGCCGCGGCUUCGUUCUGGUCGCAACGCCUUGCCGGUGCCUCCCUAACGCAGCUGUGGCCAUCUGUGGCAGACAACGUGCCCUGUGCCACAAACCAGAUCGAAAUCGACUCUGAGGGAAGCCUCGAGACGGCAGCAAGUCGACUUGGCUGCCUGCCGGGUGCCCUUGUCCGCGCUGCCGUGGGCCUGCUCCUCUGCCAGCUCCAUGAAACGGACCAUGUCGUCUUUGACUGGGUCUCGUCCGGUCGGUCCGUGCCUGGCUUUGAUGAGACAGCCGGCCCCAUGGUGGCGACCUAUCCCGCGAAUGUGACCAUCAACCGCCAGGAGGACGACGCAGCAGAGACGAUUCAGCAGAUAGCUACCCGGAUUCAAGAGGAACUCAUCCAAGAGAUGCAGCACGAGCAUUUCGGCAUGAACCGCAUCCUCCGAGCAGCAAAGCUCUCGGGGCAGCGCAGCCAGCUUUUGGUCACCUAUCAAGCCCCCGCCGUACGUCGGCCGAAGGAACGCAUCGUAGAAUUCGAAAGAGGCUCUAUGACGCUCGACUAUGUUGUUUCGCUUGAGGUCCAAGAUCGGACCGCCCUCGUGGGUCGCCCCUCGUUCCGUACCACGACGGUUUACGACGCCCAAGUCCUGUCACGCGGCGAUGCCAUCUCCUUGACCCAGCAGCUUGGCUAUUUACUCGGCGCACUCAGCAAAGCUGCACCACUCGACACUGCCAGCUCCCCAAGCGCUCGCCUGCUGAGCCUCUCGAUGGGCCCCACCGAGCUGGAGACAGCGCACGGGCUGUGCUCCGCAGAUGCUCGACUGAGUGGGUCCUGGCCGCUCCUCCACGAUCUCGUCAUCCAGCAGAGCGUGGCGACACCUCGAAAAGUGGCGCUGCAGUUUAACGACGAGUUCGUCACCUACGCCCAGCUCGUGUUGAGAGCGCAAUGGGUGGCAGACCACAUCGUGGCAGCAUUCGGCAAAGAUCGCCGCUCUGGCCGCCAACCUUGCAUAGGAGUUAGUAUGUCCCGCGGCAUCGACAUGGUCCUGGCUCUACUCGGGGUCCUCAUGGCGGGGGCCGCGUAUGUACCCCUCGAUCCGGACCUGCCCCAUACACGAUACCAGUUGGCGAUCCGGGCGACCGGCGCCAAGCUAGUACUUGCCUCGCAGGACAUUGUCUCGGCCAAUGUCUCCCACGUAGACGCAUCUGACGUCGAGUUUGUAACGUUGUCCGAGCUCGCCAAGAGAGCCAACCAACAGCAGCAGCUCCGAGAAAGACCCGACUCCAUCACAGCCGUCGUCCAGCCCAACGAUCUUGCAUACGUGAUCCCUACCUCGGGCUCGACAGGCACGCCCAAGGCCUGUGCAAUCGAACACCGCAACGUUUCAGCGUUCCUCACGGCGGCGACGCGCUUCUACGGGCUGACGGCCUUCAGUCGCAAGCUGCAGGCGGCCAACUUUACCUUUGACGUGAGCGUGUUCGACAUCUGGGGUACACUCUCUGUUGGUGGCUGCGUCAUCCUGGCACCCAGGGGGGAGCUCUUUGGCGACAUGGCUGGCGUCAUCAACAAGACCUCCGCCACGUUCCUCGAUCUCACUCCCACGCUCGCGUCUUUGCUCAGCCCUAGCAGCUUGCCCACUGUCUCCUCCAUCCUCUUUGGCGGCGAGGCGCUCCCACGCAAGAUCCUCAAAACCUGGAUAUCGGAGCCCGGUGUCGCCGUCUUCAACGCUUCGGCGCCCACCGAGUGUGUUGUCAAUGCCCUGGCACAUCGAUUCAACCGCUCCUCGGCCCAUCUGCCGUACAUCCCCAUCGGCCGGGCACUCGGCCAUUCCAGAAUCUACCUUCUGGACAAUCAGAUGCGGCCCGUGCGAUUAGGCCAAGUUGGCGAGAUCUACAUUGGCGGGCCGCAGGUCGGUCGCGGAUACCUGGGUGACGAAGAAAAGACACGACAAUCGUUCCUGCGGGACGUCACGAUUAAGAUAGGCAGAAUCACGUUCCACGAGGAGCGCCUGUUCCGCUCUGGCGACACUGCCAAGCUGCACGGAGAGGGACUCGUUGAGCAUCUCGGCAGACGAGACCACCAGGUCAAGCUCAAGGGACUCAGGAUCGAGUUAGGCGACAUCGAAUCGCAGCUCUCGAGCUUGCCUGGCGUCCGACUGGCGGCCGUCCAGAAGGCUGUGGCGCCGGGCGGCGGCGGUAUAUUGUCCAAGGAGACCCUCAUCGGCUUCGUCGAGCUCCAAGCUGCUCAUGAUGGGGGCCAAGCGGACGCUACAACCUCAGAAGCCCGGGUUCCCCUUGUCGAGCGUCUGCUUGCUGAUCUGCAGCUACGUCUGCCGUCGUACAUGGUCCCUGAGUCCAUCGAGCUGGUACCGAACCUGCCUCUCACGCCUUCGGGCAAGGUGGACCGGAAAGACCUCAAGAGGCUGGCCGAUGCACUGCUCGCCAAGGCAGGUGCCAACAGGACCGACGCGAUGAGGAGCGACACCACCGCCCCCGAGGACGAAAUUGAAGCCAAACUUGUCGAGCUGAGCGCCAAGAUCCUCGGACACGCUGCCAAGCACGUCUCAACAACAGCGGGCUGGUCGCACCUCGGCGGCGACUCGAUUGCUAGCAUCCAGCUCAUCUCUGCGUGUCGCAAGGCGUUUGGCACCCGUCUGGCGUUUGGAAGCGUCCUCCGAUCGACGACGCUGCGACAGGUGGCAGCCAUGGUCCGACGCUCCACCAAAGCGACAACGGGCGCACAGAAUGCCGAUGCUGCAUCGAGCUUGGAGCGCUCCGACUCUUCCAGGGCACUGUGCGUGCCUCUGACCCCUUUGCAACGGCGGUUCGUGCAUCUCUUUGGAGCUGAAGGAGAGAGCGGGUUGGAACACUACUCUCAGUCUCACCUGAUCUCCCUCCGCGGCCGUGCAAGCUCCUGGACGCGCGAGGAGCUUGAAAUGAUGCUGCGCAACAUCGAGGAUCGGCAUGCCGCGCUCUCGUGCACCCUUACGCCGCACGGCAUGUCACAGGGCCUGCGGCCCCGCAGGCGCCUCACACUGCACCAGGAAGCGAUAGCAACUUGCAAAGAUCUCGGAGUCGUUUGCUCGGCCACCAUCCACCGGGUCUCGCUCGCCGAGUCGCGCCUGUUUGAGGCGACACUGAUCGAAGUGGGCGCAGGCAGCCAGAAGUUCGUAAUGCUUACGGCACACCACUUUGUUGUCGACAUCGUCAGCUGGCAGAUCAUCCUGGGCGAUCUUGCAAGCCAGCUUUCCAGCGGUCCAGCGAUUUCUGCACUUGGACAGGCAACCGACACGUUCCUCUCGUGGAGCCAGGACCAUGACAAGCAUCCGGGGCACAUCACGAAGGUGUCAAUACAGCCUCUGGAGCAGCUCAGCACCAGCAGCAGUUCAGCUCUGGCCCAAAGAGGCGGCGUUGUCUCUAACAGUCAAGAAGUCAAGCUCGACGUCGCAUGGUUCUGUGCCAGUCGCGAGAUUGACCUGGAGCAUCUGAUGGUUGCGGCCCUCACUUGCUCGUUGCGAGACACAGCCACCUGCCGCAUGAGCUGCACAGCGUCGUCGAGCGUGACCCUGGCCGUGGAAAGCCACGGCAGGGAGCCGUGGCUGCAAGUUCAGGACGUGACCCGGACCGUCGGUUGGCUCUCGGCCUUCUACGCAGCAAGUUUGGACCUCUCGGCGAUCGAAGACCCGAUUACGGCCCUGGUGAGCGCCAAAGACGCUCUGUGCGUCGCCAAGCGCCGUGGCUACUGCCUGCCUGAUGGUGAAGCUCUUUGGCCUGUUGUCAUGAACUACCAUGGUCGUCGAGCUGCGUCGUUGGCAGCAGACUCAACUGUGUUUAACGAUGUAGACCUCCCGACUCGCGAGGGGGGCCACGGUCUGGUGCGCGACGCCAUCAUCAACGUUGAGAUCGAGCUCUCCGCCGAUGGCCGCAAACUCGAUUGGACGGUCGAGGGGCCAGCCUGUCUCAACACUAAGGUCUCAGCGGUCUCUAUGGGCAUUAAGGCGGCUCUGAAUACCAUCAUCAUGCACGUUGCUCCCAGCAAUCGACCAUCGCGUCUUGGCCUGACGCUGGUCGACAUCUCGGUGGAACUGGAUGCGCCGGCUUAUGAUGAGCUGCGCAAAGGUAUCAUUCCAAGCCUUGGCCUCGUGCCCUGGCAGCUCGAGCGCGUGACCGGAUGCACACCACUGCAGACAGCACUUGUUGCGGCGGGAGAUGGAUCCGAUCGCUAUCGCAGCCAUCGCGAGUACCAGGUGUCUGCCUCGCGCAAUGUCACUUCGGCAGCGCUCGCUCGGGCUUGGAAGGCUGUGGUGCGCAGCACCGACGUGCUUCGCAGCCGAUUUGCAUAUCAUUCUACUCUCGGGCUGAUGUGCCUGGUGCUUGCACCAAGUGAAGAGGCGUCAGUGUUCAUCUCGCGGGAUGCCACUGAGUACCAGGCGUGGCUGACCUUUCAGGGCGACCCGGGCCGGUCGCCUGUCGCUGCAGCGAUCCUUGAGGACGAGUCGGGUAUAGUGCAGAAGCUCUGCCUAGCAAUCCACCACGCCGCCACCGACGCUUGGACCAACAACCUGAUUGAGCAGGACCUGGUCAAUGCGUGCCACGCGGGGCCCGAAAUGCUCUCGCCUUCGCCGAGCUUCCAGGCUGUGCUCGACUGGUACAAGAAGCAGGACCCCGCACAGAGCUGCGCAUUCUGGACCGACUACCUUUCUGGCAUGCCUGAGAGCCCGUGGCCUGUUGCAACCAUCGAAGCGCGGCAGGCGUUGGUGGCUUCGUCGCCGCCCGUCUUUGAACGCGCCUGGUCACGCACACCAGGCUGUGUAUCGGCAGCGCUCGAGCGCAUGGCGCAGCAGUUUGGAGUACUCGCCUCGGAUCUGCUGCAGUUGACAUGGGCCGUGUGCCUGCAUCGCCGCUCGUUGCAGGACGUUGGUGCCGCACCUGCCGACGUCUGCUUUGGCAUUGUGCUUUCAGGGCGAGACGUUGCCGUGGACAACAUUGAGGAGAUCCGCGGACCGUGCAUCCAGACGGUGGUCGCACGCUACACCUUUGAGCAUACCGAGAGGGUGCACGACGUGCUUAAGCGCAUGCAGAACAUGCAGGACAGGGCCAAGACCCACGCCUGGGUCGGACUCGACGGAAUCCUCAGGGCUACGCCAGCUGGCUCCAUCCACGACCUCGUGCGCACGCUGGUCACGUACCGCAACCUUCCAGGAGACAGCGACAAGGACGACAAUAUCAAGGGCGUGGCCAGAAUGUUGCGUCAGGUAGACAGUGAUGACCGCAUCACCAUCCCAAUCUCAGUGACGGCCUAUCCGGCCGGCGCUGGUGCCGACGCCGUCGAGUUUGACCUCCUCUACGAUACAAUGGCUGUGGCGCCUUGCGACGCGGUGUGUCUUGCCGACGAGCUGGCGCACACGUUCGUCGAGCUGAUGAGAGCGCUCGAGUCUGGCAACAGCUUUGCCUCGGUCGAGCCACUUCCCGAGAAACAGAUGGAGCUGGUGCAAAACAGCUGCACGAGCCGAGCCGAUGCUACACUAGCGCCAGCCACAGACCUCGUAUCUUUGCUGCUCGCCCAGACGCAACGGUACCCGAGCAAGAUCUGCAUCCAGCAGCGCGACACGUUCCUCACCUACCGCGACGUCGAACGCAAGAGCGAGCAGCUGGCGCGUCGCAUCCGCAGGUACGGUCUGCCGCUCAACAGCAUGGUCCCGCUCCGGUUCCACAAGGACCAUCGCCUGCUGCUUGCCAUCCUUGGCGUGCUGAGGGCUGGCCAUGCUUACGUGCCCAUCGAUCCUGAGCUGCCCGAGCAGCGUCAGAACUUUCUCAUUCAGCAGGUACAGGCGCGACUCGUGGUGCAGGACCAAGCAUCGCAUCCUGCGUUGCCACCCCUUGACAAACUUCCAUGCACCGUAGCCACCUUUGAAGCGCUCAUGGGGGAAGCCGAAGCCGAGCAGUCAGCGGUGCACGACGAGGACGACGACCACGACUACGCCGCGUCGUUGCCUGUCCCAUCUUUCGACGAUGCGUGCUACGUAAUCUACACCUCGGGCUCGACGGGAACGCCCAAGGGUUGCGUGGUCAAGCAUGGCAACGUGGCGCAGUACUGCACAAGUUAUGCAUCUGCCAACGCGGUACCCUCGGACUGGACAGACCGCACGCUUACUAUCAGUAACACGAGCUUCGACGCCUCGAUCUGCGAGUACUUUGUCUCUCUCGUAACGGGUGCCACGGUAUGCUUUGCGACCAAAGAUCAGAUUCUCUCCGACCUGCUGGGCCAAGUCAACCAUCUGCGCAUCACCACGGGCUUCAUGACUCCUUCGCUCUGCCGCACCGCCGAUUUUGCGGGUCAGGCGCCAACGCUCAAGCGCUGGUCGCUGGGCGGCGAGAUGGUGCCAAGGGACCUUGUCGAGGCCCUGUCCAAGGGUGGCAUCGAGGUCUACACCGGAUACGGUCCAACCGAGACGACCGUCAUGGUGGUCACAGGACGGCUUGACACGGGCAAUGUGGCUGGCUUCCUGCCGCUUGGACGACCCAACCCGGGCACCUUCCUGCGCAUCGUCGAUGGCUUUGGCCGCACGUGCCCCGCCGGAGCUACGGGCGAGCUCAUGAUUGGUGGAGGCCAGGUUUCGGCUGGCUACCUGGACAUCGAAUCCGACAGCUUCUUCACGGACAAGAACGGAGUGCGGUGGUACCGGACCGGCGACUACGCCUGCCUGCACGGCGACGGCCGGAUCCAGAUACUGGGGCGCCGCGACGCGCAGAUCAAGCUCCGGGGUCAGCGCAUCGACCUGGGAGAGGUGGAGGCGGCCGCCACGUCGCUCGACGACGUCGCCGAAGCGGCUGUCGAGCUUGUGGGCGACACACUAGUGGGCGGUUUCUGCCCUGCGACCGGGCGCCACGCGCGAGAAUGUACCCACGAGCUCAAGCACAAUCUGGUGCAGCGGUGCCAGGAACGUGUGCCGCCGUUUGCGGUGCCCGAGCACUGGGUGGCACUGGAGAGACUGCCGCGGACGCAGAACGACAAGCUGGAUCGCAACGCGCUGCGCAAGUGGCUGGAUGCUGCCAUCAAGGCAGCGGCGCAGCGCCAAGAGGAGAAGAAGAGGACGACGACGACGGACGAGGCACCGCGGACCGAGCACGAGGAGCGCAUUGCGCAGGCGUGGGCGCGAGCUCUGGGGAUCGAGGCCGAGAGCAUCGGACUCGACGACAACUUUACAGCGCUCGGUGGCGAUUCGAUCAAGGCGGUGCGCGCGGCGACGUAUCUGCGUGCCACGGCACCGAGCGACACCAGCAGCAGCGGCACCGUCAGCGUUGCAGCCAUGCUGAGAUGCCGCACCGUGCGAGCCUAUGCCGUCGAGCUGGCGCGCGCCACCCGAGAGCACAUCGCAGCGGCUGCGUCGCUCGUCAACGCCCACCCUGGCUCGGACUCUAGCCCCUCCAUAACAGUGCUCAAGCCGGCCCGAACAUCUUCACGAAGGAUGCAGCGAUUUGGACUGCUGUCGCAGACGCGCAAGCCAAUGAUUGGCUGAACCAAAGGCCCCUUUAAGGACAGUGCAGUAUUGCAUGUACACAGCACAUAGUAGUAUGCAGUCAUCCCAACGUACGUACCAUGGAAAUGCAUCAGUUGCAAAUGG